Messenger RNA from Trichoderma citrinoviride, 771 nucleotides. RefSeq names its product glutathione S-transferase. Bases 1 to 771 code for a protein of 256 amino acids. The record is from RefSeq and is a predicted model, not a curated record. Gene Ontology annotation, cellular component: cytoplasm. The transcript is spliced from 3 exons. Lineage: Eukaryota; Fungi; Ascomycota; Sordariomycetes; Hypocreales; Hypocreaceae.
AUGCAAAAAGCAGUCCCGAAAUACCACCCCGUCGCUACCUCGGCAGCGUCCGUUACAGUUCAACAACACACCGCGCCAGCAAAUGUCGUCCUUUGGGCGGGCUGGUUCUGUCCAUUUACGCAGCGCGUAUGGGUUGUGCUCGAGGAGCUUGGCGUUCCGUAUCAAUACAAGGAGGUGAAUCCUUACCUCAAGGAGCCCUCCUUUCUCACAGAAAUCUCUCCAAAGGGAUUGACGCCUGGGCUUUGUGUAGAUGAAAAGCCGCUUCAUGACUCCGUCGUGAUCAAUGAGUUCCUAAACGAAGAAUUCGGCUCGAAUCAACUACUCAUGCCCAAAGACGCCUACCAACGGGCCAUGGCCAGACUCUGGAUUGACUACGUCAACAAAGAGGUCGUCCCGGCCUUCUUUCGACUCUUGCAAGCUCAGCCAUCCGAGCCCGAAAAGCAGGCAGCUGCUCUCGCAGACUUCAGAACGUUGCUCUCGGCAGUCUCCAAGGAAGCCAAAGGCCCGUAUUUCUUUGGCGAGCAAUUCAGCCUCGUCGAUGCUGCGAUCGCGCCAUGGGCUGUGCGCGACUUUAUCAUCGGAGAAGUUCGGGGAUUUGCUCGUACAGACGUGCAGGGGUGGAAUGAAUGGGCGACGGCAUUGGAGACGAGGGCCAGUGUUGAGCGAACCACGAGUGUGAAUGAAAUACUCGAGUUCAACAGCACGUUUCUUCAGAACGAAGGCAAGAGUCUGGCAGGAAAAGCGGCAGCCGGGGGGCAAGUAUUGCCUUAG